Rhagoletis zephyria (snowberry fruit fly) is the source of this 525-nucleotide messenger RNA. Its product is annotated as very low-density lipoprotein receptor-like. Gene Ontology annotation, biological process: receptor-mediated endocytosis. NCBI's taxonomy places the organism in Eukaryota, Metazoa, Arthropoda, Insecta, Diptera, Tephritidae. Gene Ontology annotation, molecular function: protein binding; hormone binding. The record is from RefSeq and is a predicted model, not a curated record. Gene Ontology annotation, cellular component: apical plasma membrane; signaling receptor complex; plasma membrane.
CAUUACGUUAACACACGAAAAGUAUUCAUACGAAAUAUUCAUUAAAACGUAUAACUUCUGCUCUUUUUAUCUUUUCUCUCGCAAACACUUUAUUCUGCUCUCUUCUUACUCGGUAUUUGUUUUGUUUUCGGCUCUUGUUUUUUUGUUUUUUUUAUGGAUUUAUUACCGAAAACUAAUGCUACCUUUGGAUUUAUGCUUGCGCUCAGUUGUACCGCAGCUGCGUUACUUUUGCCCAAAAGGCAAAUUCACCUGCCACGAUCUUUCCUGCAUAUCGAUCGUGCAUCGCUGUGAUGGAACAACAGACUGCCCAAACGAUCGCGCCGAUGAGGAAGGCUGUCCUUGCCUCUACGACCGUUGGAUGUGCGACGAUGGCACUUGCCUUCCCAAAGAUGUGCGCUGCAAUGGCAACAUUGAUUGCCCCAACGAUGUUUCGGACGAGCGAAAUUGUAAUGGUGAGCAAAAUGAAUUGCUAUUGAAAGCAUUUGGAUUUUACAGAAAGUUUUGAGGUGGCUUUAGGAAUUUUAA